CAAAUCCCCCAAAUUCCCCCCAAAUUCUCGCCCAGGCCCCCCCAGGACCCCCCAUGGCGGAGGCCCCCCGCCCCCCCCCCAGGACCCCCCCCGCGACCCCCGAGAGCGACCCCCGGGGGGGGCUGGGCAGGCUGGCCCCGCCCCGGUGGGCGUGGCGCUGGCUGGAGGCGCGGCGGGCGGGGCUCCGGCCCUGGGGGGCGUUCCUGGACCAGCGGCGUUUCGGGGUCCCCCGGGAUUUGGGGGAGCUCUGCCGGCGCCUGGGGCACAACGCCGAGAGGUUCCAGAGCAACUACCUGCUGCUGUUCCUGGGGCUCGUCACCUACUGCCUGGCCACCUCUCCCCUGCUCCUGGUCGCUCUCGCCGUUUUCGUCGCCGCCGUCGUCGCCGUCCGGACCCGGGAGGCGCCGCUGGUGCUGCUGGGUCGCGAGCUGAGCCCCGCCCACCAGCUGGGCGUGGCCGGGGUCUCGCUGCCGCUGUUCUGGCUGGCGGGGGCGGGGGCCGCGGUCUUCUGGGUGCUGGGAGCCGCCCUGGUGUUUUUGGGGUCCCACGCGGCGUUCCGGCAGCUGGACCCCCCCGAGAGCCCCGAGCUGCAGAUGGAGCCCGUGUGACCCCCCCCAAAAUCCCCUGAAAUCACCCCAAAAUCACCGCCCCAAAAUAACCCCAAAUCACCACCCCCAAAUCCCCUGAAAUCACCCCAAAAUCCCCUGAAAUCACCCCAAAAUCACCGCCCCAAAAUCACCCCAAAUCACCACCCCCAAAUCCCCUGAAAUCACCGCAAAAUCCCCUGAAAUCAGCCCAAAAUAACCCAAAAUAACCCAAAAUAAUCACCCCAAAAAUCCCCGAGCUGCAGAUGGAGCCUGUGACCCCCCGAAACAACCCGAAAUCCCCUGAAAUCACCCCAAAAUCACCGCCCCAAAAUAACCCAAAAUAAUCACCCCCAAAAUCACCCCCAAAAUCCCCUGAAAUCACCCCAGAAUCAGCCCAAAAUUAACCCAAAAUAACCCAAAUCCCCGAGCUGCAGAUGGAGCCCGUGUGACCCCCCCAAAAUAUCCCAAAAUAACCCAAAAUCACUCCAAAAUCAUCACCCCAAAGUAACCCAAAAGAAUCCCCCCAAAAUCACCCCAAAAUCCCCUGAAAUCAGCCCAAAACCAUCACCCCAAAUUAACCCAAAAUCAUCACCCCAAAAUCAGCCCAAAAUCCCCUGAAAUCACCCCAAAAUUGCCUCAAACAUCACCCAAAAUCAACCCAAAAUCAUCCCAAAAUAAUCAGCCCCAAAUCCCCUGAAAUCAGCCCAAAAUCAGCCCAAAAUUCACCCAAAAUCAUCACCCCAAAUUAACCCAAAAUAACCCAAAAUUAACCCAAAACAAUUACCCUAAAUUAGCCCAAAAUAACCCAAAAUAAUCAGCCCAAAACCCCCUGAAAUCACCCCAAAAUAAUCACUCCAAAUUAACCCAAAAUCAACCCAAAAUAACCCAAAAUCAUCACCCCAAAAUCCCCUGAAAUCAAAGCCAAAUUAGCCCAAAAUAACCCAAAACUGACCCCAAAAUAACC
Messenger RNA from Passer domesticus (house sparrow), 1551 nucleotides. RefSeq names its product Rab acceptor 1 (gene RABAC1). The record is from RefSeq and is a predicted model, not a curated record. NCBI's taxonomy places the organism in Eukaryota, Metazoa, Chordata, Aves, Passeriformes, Passeridae. Gene Ontology annotation, cellular component: Golgi apparatus.